AAUAUCGUCAGCAACAAGACACAACUGAGGAAAACCGACGACCUACGCUUCCGUAAACGAAUUCAAGAUCAAACAAUCCUUUUCUCCCAUCCAGAAUUCAAAUUCUUGUUUAGAUCGACGAACAAUACCUCUAUAUACAGAAAUCUACAAGAAUAGUUGUUGUACCGUACGCCAUGGGUUGCUCCUCCUCCCUUCCAGAUAGGAGUGCGGGGCGGGCGGGUGGACUUAAUCCGGAUAACGGCGGCGAUUCUGAUGCCAAAAAUCUACGUGUUAAGCUGGUGCUAUUAGGGGACUCUGGUGUUGGGAAAAGCUGCAUUGUUCUUCGCUUUGUCCGUGGUCAGUUUGAUCCAACUUCCAAGGUGACUGUUGGAGCUUCAUUCUUGUCACAGACAAUAGCUCUGCAGGACUCCACGACAGUUAAAUUUGAAAUUUGGGAUACUGCUGGCCAGGAGAGAUAUGCAGCACUAGCCCCACUUUAUUACAGAGGUGCGGCAGUUGGAGUUAUUGUGUAUGAUAUAACUAAUCCCGACUCAUUCAGUAAAGCUCAAUAUUGGGUCAAGGAGCUACAGAAGCACGGGAGCCCUGAUAUCGUCUUGGCUUUAGUUGGUAACAAAGCCGAUCUUCAAGAUAAACGAGAGGUGUCUGUUCAAGAUGGAAUGGACUAUGCAGAAAAGAACGGUAUGUUCUUCAUUGAAACUUCUGCCAAGACAGCUGAUAACAUCAAUCAGCUAUUUGAGGAAAUCGCAAAGAGAUUGCCUCGACCUUCUCCAUCAUGAUACCGCUUAUUUGAAACGUCAACUGAACGUUGUUACGGUUGGUUGUGGGAAGUUUAUGUAUAUUUGUGAUAGAGCUGAGAUGUUUGAUGUGCAUACAUUAUAUUUGUGGAUUCCAUGUUGCAUUUGCCAAACCCGAAUUGCUAUGAAAACUAAGACAUGUUUCACCGAGCUUGGACGUCACAUUUUAUUGCAGCGGUUAUCGUAAAAACAUGGAAUUAUCGAGUGUGUUGCUAUUUGAACGUCUAUAUGAAAAGUCGAACGUGAAUCAUUUGAAAA
This is a messenger RNA of Cynara cardunculus var. scolymus (artichoke), 1052 nucleotides long. RefSeq names its product ras-related protein RABF1. The coding region runs from base 174 to 776 and encodes 200 amino acids. NCBI's taxonomy places the organism in Eukaryota, Viridiplantae, Streptophyta, Magnoliopsida, Asterales, Asteraceae. Gene Ontology annotation, molecular function: GTPase activity; GTP binding. The record is from RefSeq and is a predicted model, not a curated record. The transcript is spliced from 8 exons.